Molecule: messenger RNA, 255 nt
Organism: Colletotrichum lupini
Lineage: Eukaryota; Fungi; Ascomycota; Sordariomycetes; Glomerellales; Glomerellaceae
Exons: 2
Coding region: 1-255 (84 amino acids)
Source: RefSeq, a predicted model, not a curated record
AUGGCUCUGGUCUUUGCCGCAUCCAGAUUCGACUUUGUAAGUGUUUCACUCUUUGGUGUGGUCAAGUGGUACAGCAGCAGCACCACCACCACCACACCUUCGGAUAGCAGCGGUCCUAAUCGGCUUAUACAGAUCCUGACGUCAGGCAAGUCCAAAGAUGGUGAUUUAGAAGGGGAGGAUGAUUCGACUUACGCUUUCUACGCUUCCAAGAGGAGAAGGGCUUCCAGUGUGAAGCGAGUCACUUUCGACAUCUAG